Molecule: messenger RNA, 3087 nt
Organism: Monodelphis domestica (gray short-tailed opossum)
Lineage: Eukaryota; Metazoa; Chordata; Mammalia; Didelphimorphia; Didelphidae
Gene: TMEM171
Product: transmembrane protein 171
Source: RefSeq, a predicted model, not a curated record
AUCUCCACGUUCUAGUUCAAGUACAGGGCAAGUCUCUGGAGAACAAUCACCGUUUAAUUCUUGGCCUAAAGGCAGUAUAUGUACUAACCAGGGUGUUUCAACAAUUGAAAUGCAGAGGGAAGGUGAAACACUGCAGGGGGUGGAUUCAGCCAGCCUAGGUGUGCUGUCCUUUGGAUGCAUUGGCUCGGGCGAGGAAGAGGGGGGUGCUGAAGGGGCGGGCAAGAAGGCUGCGCAGAUAUAGACACACUGUGGGGCCGUGCCCUGUCCGAAAGGGAAGUGCUGGACUGACAAGCGAGGAGGCAGAAGCUGAAGACAUUUGGCGAGCUAAAAGCGAUCCUCCGUCCCUCGGGCUGUUCCCUGGGCUGCAGCCUCGGGAGCGCUCUGUCUCCUGAGCACCAGGGGGUGGAGCAGUCCGGUCCUAAUCUGGGUGUUCAGAGCUCCUAAGGACUGGCGGCCUUCAGGACAGCAGUGGCAGAGUACCCUUUCCCCUGGUGAGAAGGGGCACUUCUGCAAUGUCCCCAGCCACUGCUCCUGAGCCUGGUGGGGAUGUGAGUGGAAGACGCAUCAGCAAAAUCAUCUUUUUCCUUUUUGUGUUUGGAGUUGUCUUGCUUUGUGCAGGAAUUUUGCUUUCCAUCUUUGGUUUCCAAACUUGCCAGUAUGAGACUCUUAUUGACUGCAGUGCCGUACUGAAAAUUGUGGGGCCUUCAUGUGCCGUCAUUGGCCUUGGAACAAUCAUAUUGGCCCGAUCCAGGGCAAAACUUCAGCUUAGAGAGAGGCAGCUGCAAGGCAACCAAGUUGACCCAGACACCUUCUUUCUUUGUGGAGAAAGUCGCCAGUUUGCCCAGUUCCUCAUAUUUGGAUUCUUGUUUUUAACCAGUGGGAUGCUGAUUAGCGUUCUGGGCAUUUGGGUCCCUGGAUGUAACCCAGGAUGGCCCCAGCCACCAUUUAAUGACACGGAUGCUUCUAGUACUGAGCCACAGGCAUGUGGAUUUCUGUCUCUCCAGAUAAUGGGGCCUUUGAUAGUGCUCAUUGGAUUAUGUUUCUUUGUGGUAGCACAUAUUAAGAAAAGACACGACUUGAGUUCUAGCCAAGACUCCUCAGAAAGUGAAGAAAGGCGGUCACAGAACAAUGAGCCGGUACAAGUCACUGUAGGUGAUGCUGUGAUCAUCUUUCCUCCCCCACCUCCACCUUAUUUUUCUGACGCUUCAACAUCUGCAGUGGCAACACAUAGCUCUGCAUCUAAUAAUUUGCCUCCGAGCGAGAACCCACCAUCAUAUUACAGUAUUUUUAAUUAUGGGACCCAAACUUCUGAGGUUGAAGGAGCAGUCUCUUAUCGAAAUCCUGAAUCCAUAUAUACCAUUUCUGGGACAAAUUUAUCUUCUGAGACAUCACUGGCCUCCCAUAUUUCAUCUGAAUUACCUCCCAGAUAUGAAGAAAAAGAAACUGUGAAUGUUGAUCAUCUCACUUCUUCAUCUUCUCAGUCGUCCCCACCAUGAACUAUGAACUGUUCACUUUUCUAAGUUCUUGUUUAUGUCUGAUCAUACGUUUAUUUAAUUUUUUAUAAUAAAAACAUACCACAACUUUUGGUGAUGCUUUCCUUUCAUAGUCAGUCACUGACAUUUCUUGAGAUUGGCUCAAGGUUGGUAAGCACUGGUUCUUUGGAGGGGGGUGCUCCAAAGUUCAGCUAGUAGCAACCUUGGCUAAUGGUUAACCUUGCUCAUUUAUGGCUCCAAUGUCAGUCACUGUUGUUGAAAAGAAACAAGAGCAUGGCCACUGUCUCAUUUUCUUGGGUGUAGUUUGUAUAAAUAAAAUAAUUAGGGAACCUUCAUCCUGUGACAUUUACAAACAUGCUCUCACACUGUAAGCUGGCUUUGAGGGCCAUGCAGAGGGAUCAGUUUAUAGGUUCAAAUGCUUAAAAAAAAAGAAGCCCUUUAACUUCCAUUUUAGAAUCAAUACAAUGUAUUGGCUUGGUUCGAAGACAGAAGAGAACAUGACUUGCUUAGGAUCACAAAGCUAGAAAGCUGAGGCCCUAUUUGAACCCAGGAGCUUCUGUCUCUAGCCACUGGGCCACCUAGCCAUUUCCAUUCAAAUGGUUUAGAAGAGCUUUUAGGUUUUUCCCUGAUUAGAUCCCUUUGGAAGGGAUGCUAGGCAAAUUCUGCUCUAUAGUGUUACAGUGAGGUGUGAAAACAUAUUUGCAUCACUCAUAUAAUUUUGUAUCAUUGAGAAGGGGGAGGGGGGAGAUAACUGGCUUGGAAGCCAAGAAGGCUGCUGGAUUCACAUCCCUGCUUCUACUAGCUAUGUGUCUCUGGUACCAGAGGAGUGUUCUUCCCUGUGCCGGAGGCUAUCAGAUAAGACUCUAAGUUGCACAGGGGGAGUUCUCUCAUCAGGAAGUUCCCUUUUACCCUUGAGAUCUAGUCCCUAUCUCUAAUUAUGUAUAGAAAUAUUUUUUUCCUGAAAGGAUGCUUGUGAUACAAAAAAUUUUAUAACAGCAAACAAAGCACUAUAAUUAAGGUAAUUAUAGAUAUCCAUCUGAAUAAACAACUAUGAAUAAUGAAUGAAUGAAUGACUUGAAGGCUAGGUGCUCCCAACCUGAAAGAAAGAAAUAGUAUAAUUUAGUGGAGUAAAACUUUGAACCCUUUAUGUCCAGGGCAUCAGAUAAUCCCUAUGAAAAUUGGUAUUAACAGGCAGUUCAGCUGCCUAAGGCAAAGCUGAAGGAUUUGAAUGCUUCAGCAAGUCAGGGAAGCAAUAACAGACCUCAUGGGUUGGGUUUCUCAGGCCAGGCCAAGAUGUUUUUGAGUUGGACAUUUGUUGGGUUGAGCAGCUCUGAAAAGUCUGCUGCUUUUCCUGGAAGGUGAAUUCUUCAUGUUGGCUAAUUAGAACAAAGGGUAGAUUUUCUCUGGUUCUUUCUGGUUUUAUCGGUUUAGAAUGCUUAGUUAAGCUGUACUGGCUAAGCAGGUUCCUGUCUGAAAAUGUAAUGUGGUGAAAAAACCUCCUUUCUUAAGAGCUGUCAACACUUUGGAUAUGUGACCAAAAUUAUGUUACUUCUAUGAUCUAAUAAACUCUAAGGAAGCCGCUUAAAAUACUUAA